Messenger RNA from Enhydra lutris kenyoni (northern sea otter), 3180 nucleotides. RefSeq names its product ATPase Na+/K+ transporting subunit alpha 3. The record is from RefSeq and is a predicted model, not a curated record. Gene Ontology annotation, cellular component: membrane. Bases 23 to 3067 code for a protein of 1014 amino acids. The transcript has 23 exons. Gene Ontology annotation, molecular function: ATP binding; ATP hydrolysis activity; P-type sodium:potassium-exchanging transporter activity. Gene Ontology annotation, biological process: proton transmembrane transport; sodium ion export across plasma membrane; potassium ion import across plasma membrane. NCBI's taxonomy places the organism in Eukaryota, Metazoa, Chordata, Mammalia, Carnivora, Mustelidae.
CCUCUCCCCCGGAGCCGCCAAGAUGGGGGACAAGAAAGAUGACAAGGGCUCGCCCAAGAAGAGCAAGGGCACCAAAGAGCGCAGGGACCUGGAUGACCUCAAGAAGGAGGUGGCUAUGACAGAGCACAAGAUGUCAGUGGAAGAGGUCUGCCGGAAAUACAACACGGACUGUGUGCAGGGUCUGACCCACAGCAAAGCCCAGGAGAUCCUGGCCCGGGAUGGGCCCAACGCGCUCACACCACCGCCUACCACCCCCGAGUGGGUCAAGUUCUGCCGCCAGCUCUUUGGGGGUUUCUCAAUCCUGCUGUGGAUCGGAGCCAUCCUCUGCUUUCUGGCCUACGGCAUCCAGGCGGGCACAGAGGACGACCCCUCGGGCGACAACCUGUACCUGGGCAUCGUGCUGGCUGCUGUGGUCAUCAUCACGGGCUGCUUCUCCUACUACCAGGAGGCCAAGAGCUCCAAGAUCAUGGAGUCCUUCAAGAACAUGGUGCCCCAGCAAGCCCUGGUGAUCCGCGAGGGUGAGAAGAUGCAGGUGAACGCCGAGGAGGUGGUGGUCGGGGACCUGGUGGAGAUCAAGGGUGGAGACCGAGUCCCAGCCGACCUACGGAUCAUCUCAGCCCAUGGUUGCAAGGUGGACAACUCCUCCCUGACCGGCGAAUCAGAACCACAGACCCGCUCUCCUGACUGCACCCAUGACAACCCCUUGGAGACCCGGAACAUCACCUUCUUCUCUACCAACUGCGUGGAAGGCACGGCUCGUGGCGUGGUGGUGGCCACAGGUGACCGCACUGUCAUGGGCCGCAUUGCCACACUGGCUUCAGGCCUGGAGGUGGGCAAGACGCCCAUUGCCAUCGAGAUCGAGCAUUUCAUCCAGCUGAUCACCGGCGUGGCUGUCUUCCUGGGCGUGUCCUUCUUCAUCCUGUCCCUCAUUCUCGGGUACACCUGGCUGGAGGCUGUCAUCUUCCUCAUUGGCAUCAUCGUGGCCAAUGUCCCCGAGGGCCUGCUGGCCACCGUCACUGUGUGUCUGACGCUGACAGCCAAACGCAUGGCCCGGAAGAACUGCCUGGUGAAAAACCUGGAGGCUGUUGAGACCCUGGGCUCCACCUCCACCAUCUGCUCGGACAAGACAGGGACCCUCACCCAGAACCGCAUGACGGUCGCCCACAUGUGGUUUGACAACCAGAUCCAUGAGGCCGACACCACAGAGGACCAGUCAGGCACCUCAUUCGACAAGAGCUCACACACCUGGGUGGCCCUGUCCCACAUCGCUGGACUCUGCAAUCGAGCCGUCUUCAAGGGAGGUCAGGACAACAUCCCUGUGCUCAAGAGGGAUGUGGCUGGCGAUGCUUCCGAGUCUGCCCUGCUCAAGUGCAUCGAGCUGUCCUCUGGCUCUGUGAAGCUGAUGCGUGAACGUAACAAGAAAGUGGCCGAGAUUCCCUUCAAUUCCACCAACAAAUACCAGCUCUCCAUCCAUGAGACUGAGGACCCCAAUGACAACCGCUACCUGCUGGUGAUGAAGGGAGCUCCCGAGCGGAUCCUGGACCGGUGCUCCACCAUCCUGCUGCAGGGCAAGGAGCAGCCGCUGGACGAGGAGAUGAAGGAGGCCUUCCAGAACGCCUACCUCGAGCUCGGCGGCCUGGGCGAGCGUGUGCUGGGUUUCUGCCAUUACUACCUGCCCGAGGAGCAGUUCCCCAAGGGCUUCGCCUUCGACUGCGACGACGUGAACUUUACCACAGACAACCUCUGCUUCGUUGGCCUCAUGUCCAUGAUCGACCCGCCCCGGGCGGCCGUCCCUGAUGCGGUGGGCAAGUGUCGCAGCGCUGGCAUCAAGGUCAUCAUGGUCACGGGUGAUCACCCCAUCACGGCCAAGGCCAUCGCCAAGGGCGUGGGCAUCAUCUCCGAGGGCAAUGAGACAGUGGAGGACAUCGCUGCCCGGCUCAACAUUCCAGUCAGCCAGGUCAACCCCCGGGACGCCAAGGCCUGUGUGAUCCACGGCACCGACCUCAAGGACUUCACCUCCGAGCAGAUCGAUGAGAUCCUGCAGAACCACACCGAGAUCGUCUUCGCCCGCACGUCCCCCCAGCAGAAGCUCAUUAUCGUGGAAGGCUGUCAGAGACAGGGAGCCAUUGUGGCUGUGACUGGGGAUGGUGUGAAUGACUCCCCCGCCCUGAAGAAGGCCGACAUUGGCGUGGCCAUGGGCAUCGCCGGCUCGGAUGUGUCUAAGCAGGCAGCGGACAUGAUUCUGCUGGACGACAACUUUGCCUCCAUCGUCACGGGCGUGGAGGAGGGCCGCCUGAUCUUUGACAACCUAAAGAAGUCCAUCGCCUACACACUGACCAGCAACAUCCCUGAGAUCACGCCCUUCUUGCUGUUCAUCAUGGCCAACAUCCCCCUGCCUCUGGGCACCAUCACCAUCCUCUGCAUCGACCUGGGCACUGACAUGGUCCCUGCCAUCUCAUUGGCAUACGAAGCUGCAGAGAGUGACAUCAUGAAGAGACAGCCCAGGAACCCCCGCACUGACAAACUGGUCAAUGAAAGGCUCAUCAGUAUGGCCUAUGGGCAGAUUGGAAUGAUCCAGGCUCUUGGUGGCUUCUUUUCCUACUUUGUGAUUCUGGCAGAAAAUGGCUUCUUGCCCAGCAACCUGGUGGGCAUCCGGCUGAACUGGGACGACCGCACCGUCAAUGACCUGGAGGACAGCUAUGGACAGCAGUGGACAUAUGAGCAGAGGAAGGUGGUGGAGUUCACAUGCCACACGGCCUUCUUCGUGAGCAUCGUGGUCGUUCAGUGGGCCGACUUGAUCAUCUGCAAGACCCGAAGAAACUCCGUCUUCCAGCAGGGCAUGAAGAACAAGAUCCUGAUCUUUGGGCUGUUCGAGGAGACGGCGCUUGCUGCCUUCUUGUCCUACUGCCCUGGCAUGGACGUGGCCCUCCGCAUGUACCCACUCAAGCCCAGCUGGUGGUUCUGUGCCUUCCCCUACAGUUUCCUCAUCUUCGUCUACGACGAGAUCCGCAAACUUAUCCUGCGCAGGAACCCCGGGGGUUGGGUGGAGAAGGAAACCUACUACUGACCUCACCCCCCACACAUCCCCCAUCUCUUCCCUGCCCCCCAAGCCCAGGACAGCCCCCACCAGUCCCCCCAUUUUGUAUUCUGGGGGAGGGGCCCUCUCUCCCCAUGGCCCCA